UUCACAGCUCUUAUUCUCUUCUACUUUACACCCCCACUUUUGAAUUCCACUCCAAUUCAGCUGUAUGAAGAUAGUUGUUUCUUAGGCUUGAAUCUCGGGUUCUUGUUUACUUUGAUUUAUGCCUUGUUCUAUGUGUAUUUGGACAAGAAAGCUGGCUCUUUAGCUGCUUUGCUCUGUUUACUUUAUUGGGUAUCAAGCAGUUUUGUUGCUCAUUAUCUGGGGUUCUCUCUCGCCUGGAAGGUUGUUCUUGUCGCUCAGUUAUUCUGCUGGACUGGACUGGUUAUAGGCCAUGGAGUGUUUGAGAAACGAGCGCCUGCUCUGUUGGACAAUUUUGCGGAAGCAUUCCUUAUGGAACCCUUCUUUGUACUCUUAGAGGCUCUCUGGACAUUUACUGGCUAUGAACCAUAUCCUGGAUUUCAUGCAAAAGUAAAAGCUACAAUAGAUGCUGAAAUCAAACAAUGGCAGGAGAAGAAACAUAAGAAAAUAUCCUAGGUUUGAAUCUGGUGAAGGCCAACUGCUUGUGUAAUUUAAAUGAGGAGUACCUUUAUCUAAUUGCCUCUGUUACUGAGACCAAGUUGGUGGGCAGGCCAACUGCUUGUGUGCACAUUAGCUUAGGUUUGUGUAACUCCUUUGCAAAACCAACCCUUUAUUCUUAAUGUAAAGAUGGGUCUUCUGUAUUUUGUUGGAAUUAUUCAUUUUACUAGAAUAUAAAGGAACUUUUGAGUCUC
Nicotiana tabacum (common tobacco) is the source of this 728-nucleotide messenger RNA. Its product is annotated as 2-hydroxy-palmitic acid dioxygenase MPO1. The record is from RefSeq and is a predicted model, not a curated record. Lineage: Eukaryota; Viridiplantae; Streptophyta; Magnoliopsida; Solanales; Solanaceae. Gene Ontology annotation, biological process: sphingoid catabolic process. Gene Ontology annotation, cellular component: endoplasmic reticulum.